Molecule: messenger RNA, 3303 nt
Organism: Chelmon rostratus (copperband butterflyfish)
Lineage: Eukaryota; Metazoa; Chordata; Actinopteri; Chaetodontiformes; Chaetodontidae
Product: kelch-like protein 9
Exons: 11
Coding region: 194-2263 (689 amino acids)
Biological process (GO): protein ubiquitination; regulation of cytokinesis
Cellular component (GO): Cul3-RING ubiquitin ligase complex
Molecular function (GO): ubiquitin-protein transferase activity; cullin family protein binding
Source: RefSeq, a predicted model, not a curated record
CUCACACAGAUGCUUCAACUCUCCAACCAGACGGCGCAGUGCAGCAGACAUUUUCUGCUCAAAGUUCCAACCGGCUCUGGUUGGUUAGACGAGCAGGCUGGAGGGUGGCAUCAGGUCCAGUCUGCUGAGGAGGAUUUCUUCCAGGAAGCCUCAUCAGCGCAACAACAGUCCACAACUCCAAGAGGCCAAUGCAAUGGGGGGAAGCGGAGACGACAGCGGGCCGGGGAGGCUGAGCCGCAGACUGUCCCGCCUGGGCAGCAGGCAUCAGUCCAGGGACCCUCCAAGACCCCCAGCUCAGCCGGAAAGACCCCCUGCUCCGCCCGACAGACCUGUUCCACAAGAUGACAGGCCUUCUCCACCAGCUGCAGCUCCAGCUCCGGCUCCUCUCCCCCCACCCAUGGAAAUGCCUCCUAAAUGCCCAGACAAAGCCAUCAAGCCCAAACUCCCUCCUCGGCCGCUGUCUAAGGUGUUCAGUAGCGCUGAACAUGGAGCAGCUGUAUUGCAGGGAUUUGAUACUUUUCGAGCUGAUGAGACUCUCUGUGAUGUUGUCUUGGUUCCUGGGGACAGCGAGGAAACUUUCCCAGUCCACAGAGUCAUCAUGGCUUCAUCCAGUGACUAUUUCAAGGCAAUGUUCACCGGAGGCAUGAGGGAGCAGGAGAUGAGAGAGAUCAAGCUGCAUGGGGUCACUAAGUUGGGUUUAAAGAACAUUAUAGACUUCAUUUACACAUCCAAAGUCAGGCUCGACAUGGGUAAUCUCCAGGAUACACUGGAGGCUGCAAACUUCUUGCAAGUCAUGCCUGUCCUGAGGUUCUGUAAUCAGCUGCUGAGCAGUGAGAUCACCAUUGAUAACUGUGUGGAGGUGGAGCGCAUCGCCACAGACUUGCUUCUGGAGGAUGUUCUGCAGAAUAUAGGUGAGUUUGUGAGCCAGAACCUCUCAGCGCUGGUAGAGUGUGGCCGCUACCUCCAGCUCUCUGAAACCAGCAUGGCCAACGCUCUGGCCAGCAACUCCCUCGAGGGCUUCUCCGAGCUGGAGCUCUACCACAUCGCUAGAGGAUGGCUGGACCACGACCACCCCAGUCGCCGAUCCUCUGUCUAUGCCUUGAUGCGCCAUAUUCGCUUCCCAUUGAUGAGCCCCAGUGAACUCAUUCAGAUCUCCCAGGAUGAUGAAGAGGGAGGAGACUCCAUGAUGCGCUCUGAGACGGCCUGCGUGAACCUGCUGCUGGAGGCCAGCAACUACCAGAUGAUGCCUUUCAUGCAGCCAGCUUUGCAAACUGAGCGGACACAAAUCCGCUCAGAAGCCACCCACAUCCUGGCACUGGGCGGUGUGAUGCGACAGCAACUGGUGGUGAGCCGCGAGCUGCGGCUGUAUGACGAAAAGUCUGGCUACUGGAGGGCCCUGAAGCCCAUGGAUGUGCCACGUUACCAGCAUGGUGUGGCUCUUCUAGGCGGCUUCCUCUUUAUUGUUGGAGGCCAGAGCACUUAUGACACCAAGGGUAAGACAGCCAUAGACAGCGCCUACCGCUAUGACCCGCGCUUUGACAGGUGGCUUCAGAUUGCUUCACUCAACGAGAAGAGGACGUUCUUCCACCUGAGCGCUCUCAAGGGGAAACUGUUUGCAGUUGGAGGAAGGAAUGCCUCAGGAGAGAUAGACACGGUGGAGUGCUACAACCUGAGGAAAAAUGAAUGGACAUUUGUGACCAGUAUGGUGGAGCCUCACUAUGGACAUGCUGGAACAGUUCAUGGGGACCUCGUGUACAUUUCAGGCGGCAUCACCCGGGACACGUUCCAGAAGGAGCUCUGGUGCUACGACCCCGUCACUGACACAUGGAGUCGACGAGCCGACAUGACGGAGCUCCGCGGCCUGCACUGCAUGUGCACCGCAGGAGACAGACUCUACGUGAUGGGCGGGAAUCACUUCCGAGGCUGUAGCGACUAUGACGACGUCUUGGGCUGCGAAUACUACAGCCCCGAGACGGACCAAUGGACGGUGGUGGCGCCGAUGCCACGGGGCCAGAGCGAUGUUGGCGUGACGGUGUUUAACGGGCAGAUCUACGUGGUGGGAGGGUACUCCUGGAACAGCAGGUGCAUGGUUGACAUUGUGCAGCGGUAUGAUCCGGAGCGGGACAUGUGGGACAGAGUGUUCAACGUGCUGGAGCCCCUGGGGGGGAUUCGCGCCUGUACGAUGACAGUUCAUCUGCCGGAGGGGUCCGUGGAUGAGGCCCAGAUACAGGAGUGUCCACUGCCCACAGCUAAGAGCUGUUAGUGCACCACCAAUGCGGGGUUUCCGACUUUUGCCGCUGUCAGACCAGAACUGCCGAGGUUAAAUUUGCCUGCAUGUUGUGGCAGAAGGCAAAACAGGAAAUCGUGUGGGUUGAAAACACCAGCUGCAGGUGCAAGCUUUGUUAGCCAGCUAGCAUUAGCAUUCAACAGUUUGAAGAUUCUACACUUUACUGUCAUUAGCGCCAUUUCCUGUCCCUGCAUUUACUGUCAGCCAUGUAACAUCCCCCCAGCUCUGCUGCGGGUGUGCUCUCACUCUCCAGUCUCUGAAUGUAAAAGGAAGCAUUCAAAACGUCCUUAAAAAGAAGUCAAACCCACCCUCCCCCUCAAACUGGCUGGACUUUGAUUCAUUGGACAUCGAGUGGCGCUGUUUCACAGGUCGCAGUUCAAUCAAAUGAGGCAAACAAGUCAGGAUCAAUUACACAGAAGGCAAAUUCAUGUCUUCACUGAAAUAAAUGAAAUGUGAGUGAACUUUGGUGUAAAUUCACUUUUACACAAAUGGAAAACUUUUCAUUAUUCUCUUCUAAUCUCAUUAAUAUACAAAAAUAUUGAUUUGAUCCUGCAGUAUUGAGCACGAUUGAGCGCUGUCUUUGUAACAUACAUACUUCCUAACCUCUUAGCUUGCAGCGGUGUGCCACAGAACUGUCGUCUACGAUGACGCACAAGCAGAGAGGAAUAAACCGAACUCUGUGUCUCAUAAUGAUCGAUGACGGAAUAUAUCAAAAGCCACAGCUUUUUAAUUUUGUUAAUGACGGGGCACAAAGUGAUAUGGGUGACUGUGGCUAACACAAAAAGUCACAUUUUCACAAAAACAAGUGACACAACUGAGUGAACUGACCAUUUAGAGCACAGAGCCAACAGAAGUAAAUGAGGACAAACAGCAAGAAGCCUCUGGAUUUAAUUGCUGUACCUUGUAGCUCAGCUGAUUACUGUCACAGUGGGAAAAAGACAUGUUUGGUUUGUUUUGUAUAUUUACAUUGAUAUGCAGUGUUUUAAGAUGAAAAUAAAGUCAUGCUCUUCACGGUA